Aquila chrysaetos chrysaetos is the source of this 5279-nucleotide messenger RNA. It is a transcript of the gene LINGO3, whose product is annotated as leucine rich repeat and Ig domain containing 3. Lineage: Eukaryota; Metazoa; Chordata; Aves; Accipitriformes; Accipitridae. The transcript has 3 exons. Gene Ontology annotation, cellular component: extracellular region. Gene Ontology annotation, molecular function: protein binding. The coding region runs from base 962 to 2779 and encodes 605 amino acids. The record is from RefSeq and is a predicted model, not a curated record.
UUGCAUUUCUCAUGCUUGGAUUUUUCAUCUUUUAUUAAGCAGAUAAAUUGUUAUUGUUUAAAACAACAAUGAAAUUCCUUCACACCCAUGUAAAUCUCCUGGUUUUAACUGCAGAUCCAGGGAUGAGGCUGGGGAUGAAACUCAAAUGGGAAAGCCCGAGAUGCUUAUGCCUGCAAUGAAAUUAUAAAUCCACAUCCCGGAGCAAACGAACAGUAGGAGGCAGCCAGAAAUCUCCAUCAGCAGAAGCGCUGAGCUGCAGUGAGGGAUGGAAGUUGCAAGUGGAACCGUUAAGGCACCCAAGCCAGGAGAGCUGUUGGCAUUUCUCCUGGCGACAUCCUGCACAAAUGGAGCCGAUUCAGGCAAGAACAUCUAAUAGGGGAGCCCAUGGCAUUAAAUCAGCCUGGGAUUCAAUUCAGUGCUGUGCCCUGCUCCUUACCCCUGAUUUCUUCCCUCAGUUUCCCCAUCUGUAAAAUGGAGGACAAACUGCCAACCCCUGCUUGAAAACCGCUGUCAGAUGCAGAAAAUGUAACUGAAUCGCUCAGGUGAUGCUCGUCGCCUGUCACGCAACAGAUCAAGGGCACAGGACACUCCGCUCUAGCAGCCCGCAUCCCCUAAGCCCCGUGACCAGCAAGGCUUUUGCCAGCCUGGACCAAGCAGUGAUGAAUAAAGAACAACAAUUCUGCCCUGGAAGGAAGUCACCCUAACGAGGGACUUGGCCUUUCUCAUCCUCAAAGCCUAAUUAACCAAAUCAUCCACAUUUGUGGGAGGCUUUAGUGGGAGUGGAGAGGGGCAAGAAGAGAGCUCCAAGGAGGAAUGGCUAAUGAGGAGCCGAGGCUGGCUGUGCCGGACACUUUGCCAUUUAAACAUCCCUGGUCUCGGAUGCCACAGCAGAUCCAGAUGUCGGUGCAGCCCCGGACCUGCAGAACGGCAUACGGGAGAAUGGUAGUGAGUCCAUAAGACCAUGCUCUACACAAUGACAUGUUGGCUCCCGGUCCUGGUCCUCCACCUGGUCCUCCUGAGCCCCCCACGGGUGGCAGCCUGCCCUGCCCGCUGCGAGUGUGCCCCGCAGAUCAAGUCGGUGGUGUGUCACCGCAAGCGGCUCACCACCAUCCCCGAGGGCAUCCCCACCGAAACCAAGAUUCUGGAGCUCAACAAGAACCGUAUCCGUUGCCUGAACCCGGGGGACCUCUCCCCGUACCCACUGCUGGAGGAGCUGGAUUUUAGCGAGAACAUCAUCUCCAAUGUGGAGCCGGGCGCCUUCAGCAACCUGUUCAACCUGCAGACCUUGCGGCUGCGGGGGAACCAGCUUAAGCUCAUCCCCCCGGGGGUCUUCACCAAGCUAACCAACCUCACCCUCCUGGACAUCAGCGAGAACAAACUCGUCAUCCUGCUGGACUACAUGUUCCAGGAUUUGCGAAACCUGAAGAGCCUGGAGGUGGGUGAUAACGACUUGGUGUACAUCUCCCAACGGGCCUUCUCCGGGCUGCUCGGCCUGGAGCAGCUGACCAUUGAGAAGUGCAACCUGACCUCCAUCUCGGCCGAGUCGCUCUCCUACCUCCAGAACCUGGAGGUGCUGCGGCUCCGGCACCUCAGCAUCUCUGCGCUGGAGGACCAAAACUUCAAGAAGCUCUACAACCUCCUGCAGCUGGAGAUCGACAACUGGCCGCUGCUGGAAGACGUCUCCCCCACCAGCUUCCAGGGCCUGAACCUCACCUCGCUCUCCAUCACCUACACCAACAUCACAGCCGUUCCCGCCGCUGCCUUGAGGAACCUGGUGUACCUCCGCUACCUGAACCUGUCCUACAACCCCAUUAGCACUGUGCUGAAGGGCUCCUUUAAAGACCUCAUCCGGCUCCAGGAGCUCCACAUCGUGGGCGCUCUCUUGGUGUCCGUGGAGCCGCAGGCUUUCUCCGGCCUGAGACAAAUCCGGCUGCUCAACCUCUCCAGCAACUUUCUCUCCACCCUGGAGGAGAGCACCUUCCACUCCGUCAACACGCUGGAGACGCUGCGGGUGGACAGGAACCCCCUGGCCUGCGACUGCCGCCUCCUCUGGAUCCUGCAGCGACGGAAAACGCUCAACUUUGACGGGCAGCAGCCCAUGUGCUCCUCGCCGCCCGAAAUCCAGGGCAAUGCCCUGCGCGACUUCCCGGACUCCGUGCUCUUCGAGUACUUCACCUGCCAGAAGCCCAAGAUAAGGGAUCGGAAGCUGCAGCACGUGACAGCCCGGGAAGGGCAGUCCGUGUCCUUCCUUUGCCGGGCGGACGGGGAGCCGGACCCCUCCAUCGCCUGGGUGUCCCCCCAGCAUCGCAUGAUCACCACCCGCAGCACGGGGCGGGCGACCGUGCUGCCCGGGGGCACCCUGGAGAUCCGCUUCGCCCAGGUGCAGGACAGCGGCACCUACAUCUGCAUCGCCAGCAACGCGGGAGGCAACGACACCUACUUCGCCACCCUGACGGUCAAGGGGCGGCCAGCCGACGGCUCCCACUACGCGAACCGAACUUUGUACCUCAGCGAGUUCAACGACACCUCCCACAACGACACGCAAGUCUUCUUGAAGUUUACGUUGGACCUCAAGACCAUCCUGGUCUCCACGGCCAUGGGCUGCAUCACCUUCCUGGGUGUGGUGCUCUUCUGCUUCCUCCUCCUCUUCGUCUGGAGCCGGGGCCGGGGACAGCACAAGAACAACUUCUCGGUGGAGUACUCCUUCCGCAAAGUGGACGGUCCCACCACCACCACCGGCCAAGGAGGAGCCAGGAAGUUCAACAUGAAGAUGAUCUGAGCCUCUCCCAGAGAAGAACUGUUGUCUGCUGCCUGGCCCCGGGCACGGCCGCGGUGGGAUGGGGCUGAUGGGGUGGGGGGGUGUGGGAGCACCAGCGACAUUCUGGGGCUGGCGGCAGGACUUCGCUGUGCUGGGAUGCGGCCGGAGACGUGCCGGAGGCACCACGGGCCAGCAGAGUCGGAACCGCGUGGACCUCAGGGUCGGGGCGCGAUGACCCCGGCUGUCCCGACCCCGCAGUGAGCCCUCGGGGUGCAAUGGCUCAGGGGCCAUCCCGGCUCCAGGGGCUCCCAAUGUAGCCGACAUAUUUGCUACCAACUAUGCAUUUCUCUAGCCAAGAGGUCAGCAGCGUUUGGGCCUGGGAAAAAAAAACUGCUUUCUUUUUUUCCCCCCCCCUUUCCCUUUUUUUUUAAGAGACUCUCCGGAAAACUUUCCUGGUGGUUGUUUAUUGUUCUUCUCUUUUCUGGUUGUUGGGGUUUUUUUUGGUCCAACAAAUUUUUUUUUUUAAUGAAUUUCCAAGAGAAAAGUCUUCCGGGGCGAUGCGGGACUGGGGCAUCGGGGCAGGUUGUGCCAAGCUGGGAGUGUCCCCCAGCCCCUUGGCAAAGCCAGACCCUCCCUGGGCACAGCCGUGCCUUGAGAGCUUCCUAUCGGCGGAUUUAAGACGUGGCAUCUGCAAACGCAGGAGCCCGGGGACGCUCCUGCACAAGCAAUAAUAACCCACCCAAGGCCGGGCUCUGAGGAGAUAUCAGCAAGAAAAAAAAGGGAAAAAAAGGCAAAAUAAGGCCAAGGUCAUUAACGUCAGGAGGAGCAGCGCCAGGGCGAUGCGAGACCCCAGCUUUGCAUCUGCCCAAGCCACCGGCAAGUGGCGGGAAUGAAGGGGUGCGGGGUCGGGAUUCAUACAGGUGCAAAAGGCACUUUUGGGUCUAUUUUCUUUGGCUUGCAAAGUUGAAGCCUGCAGGAGAGCAGGAGCUGGCUCGUCCUGUGCAGGGAGGCCAUACAACCCGGGAAAGAAGAGGAGAGGAAGGCUUGGAACAAGCAGCUUGGGAACUGAUGGCAAAAGCAAACACCGGCAGAAGGUUCCAGCUGGCACCUCCAUCGCAUCACCCGGAUCCUGCACGCUCCAGCGCUGAGGACCGUGGGUCGGUGUCCCCGGGCUCCGCUCCCUGCUGCUGCGGGGACGGUUCCCGGCUUCGCCUCCCACCCCUGCCUGGGGCAGCGCCGGCUUCGGCUCAGGGGGCGUAGUUUUUUUGGGUGGGAGAAGGAGCAGAGCUGGCUCAGCUGGAAGGGAAGAGCCUGGAUGAGACCAUGAUGGGCCAGGGACCCCAUCGCUUCCUCCUCCUCUUUCUUCUCCUCCCAUGUCCACCCACGGGGGUUGCCGCAGUUCCCACCUCUGUCCCCAUUCCUGUGGGCACGUCCCCCCCGACCUGGAUGUCCCUUCUCCAGCCGACGGCGGUCAGGCUGGGCACGGAGCUGGAGAAGGCAGCUGCCCAUCUCCUGCCAGGCAUCCCCGGGUCUUCGGGGCUGCACCGGCGGCAGGAGCUCCCGAGGGGUCGGGGCUGUGCCCCCCCCCCCCCCCGCUCCCCGUGAGCUUUUCUGCAUCGGAGCACAAGUGAGAGCGGCUGCUCGGGUCGUCCCCUGCACCAUCCUGCUCUCGCACCCAUGGGUGUUGGGUGCCGCCCGCUGAGCCCCAAGGGGGAAGGAGCCGGGGGGGGGGGGGGGGGGGCUCAGCACCCAGCCCUCCUCUCCAAGGUGCUCCCCGGGCUGCUCCCGCCUGCCUGGGCUGCAGCCGGUCACUGCCAGGAUCCGGCCCCUGACCUGGGGGGGGGGAUGCUGCCCAUCUCUCCCCAUCCAUCCCCUGCCAUGGGUCUGGCCGUUGCCCACAGCCCCUUCGCAUGCCCGGUGCCCCCUCGCUCCCCGAGCCGUGCAUGCCGUGUCGUACCAGGGGUCCCACCGGCCUCACCCGCACGCCCUUGUUCGGUGUCUGGGUUUUGGUUUUUUAUUACCUGGGGGAGGGUGGGAGGGGUGGGGAGGGGGUCGGGCACGGACCCUUGCAGCCGGGAGCAAAGGCAAGUUUGGGCAGUGGAGACCCGGCACAGUUUUAUAUGUAACGAGCAUGUGAAAUGUAUUUGCGGGGCGGGGGGGGGGAGAAAAAAAAAAAAAGGGGGACUUUUGUGGCUUGUUUGGUUUUUUUUCCCCCUUUUCUUCUCCAUGUGCCUCAAAUAAGAAAAGCCAAAAUCAGUGGACAAAGUCUGAGCAGGGCUGAGUGCAAGCAUGGAGCUGGACAGGACCCGGAAAGGGCAGUCGGAGCUGCUUGCACCGUGUGCAGGAUUUGUGCCUUUGUGCUCUCCAGACCUGCUCCAGCCUCGUGCAAGCCCAAGGGAGUCCCGGGGUUCAGGCAGACGUUAACCCCCCCCCCCCCGAGUUCUGCUGGGAUUUGCAGCCCGUCAGCUGGUCAUCACCACCAUCAGCCCCACAAAACCCUUAAUAAACAAUGCUAAACCAA